Thyridium curvatum is the source of this 2697-nucleotide messenger RNA. RefSeq lists its product as uncharacterized. Lineage: Eukaryota; Fungi; Ascomycota; Sordariomycetes; Thyridiales; Thyridiaceae. The transcript has 2 exons. Bases 1 to 2697 code for a protein of 898 amino acids. The record is from RefSeq and is a predicted model, not a curated record.
AUGAGUGACGAAGACUUCCUCGAGCGACUUCACUCGCUUCGAGCGGACGCUCCUGACUAUGGCGAGACGUCGCGCGCUGAAAAUACUCAUGGUGAGUUUCUAAGGCGUCUCAAGGAUUGGGAAGCUCUAUCAAAAUUGGACGAAGGCACUGUCCUACAUAUCUGGCGCCGAUCUGAGCGAUGUGAGGACUGCGAGCUCUGUUCCUUCUUGGAGAGCGAGGUUGACAGGGUCGGUUUGUUCGGCGCUCAAGUCUGGCAAAUAUGGCGAUUUGCCCUGGCAUAUAGAGCUCUCAAGAACUGGAUCAAUCAGACAAUCUUUGAGCAAAAUUUGGCGAAAGAGCAUCACCACGACGAGGAUGACAGGGAUGCAGGAGAGCACAAGGACGAAGAAAGUAAGGAGAAUUGUCUCGUGUGCUCAUCCAACAGGACGACUUCGCUGAGCGAGAGACCCGAGGAUGUGGAGCCCGCGACAGCGUAUGAGUUUGCCAUGGAUGUGGUCUUUGAUAUGGAGAUCACACGGCGCUACCAUGCCUUCUCAGAGAUCAAGAAAAUCACGGAUCCCAUCUUGCUAAAAAGCGGAAAGGUACUGCAAGUCAUGGGGGGUUUCCUUGGCACCCAUACGAACUCCGAGUCGUGCUUGGCCUGUCAGAUUGUCGCCGGACAUGGACAGGAUCCAGAAGAACUCACAGCUCUCGGAUCGCCUUGCGACGACCUGAGCUUGCCCAGACGCAGAGAGCUGCUCCGAAAUCACAAAUUGCCGUUCGCGCCUCGGAGACUCUCCCAGCGCGAUGCUAUUCGAGAAGUGAGAAUUGGAAUGAUCCAUAAAGGAUCGUGGCAUGGCCUUAGCCUUGAAGAAUACAGGCGAAGUGCGAAGCAUGGACUGAUUCCACGGCGACGAAGACCUUCAAACUCCUUGGAUCCAGUUUCGACGGCUCCAGAUAUUUCAGAGAGCUUGGCUGUCGCAUCAGGGUCCAGUCGACGCAUACCCUCACCAAGAUUGCCAUCAACUAUUCAGGCCCCAGAACAGCUCGAGAAGGCUUACAGGCAACACGCAAAAGACAUGGACGCGUUCAUUCCGCAGUACGGGGAGCAUACCGGCUCAGCUCGCCCUGUCAAAGCGAAGUUUGACGUAGAUCUGCUCAACUACUGGUUGACUAGCUGUCAGGCGAGGCAUGGCGAUGUGUGCAGACGCAACGCUAAACAGAUCGCGCCGCAGGGUAUGAUUCUUUUGGACACCGAGGACAUGUGCCUGCGUCAUGUGGGAGAUGGAGUGCUCCCGAGCUACUUUGCCCUGAGCUACGUGUGGGGAGCCAUUCACCAACCAGUGCUUACGACGCACAACCUCGAGAGGUGGAAACAGCCUGGUUCCUUGAAGCGCAGAGAUAUACCAACGACAAUUCGUGACGCUAUCGCAAUUACCCAAGAGUCUGGCCUACGAUACCUGUGGGUGGAUGCGAUGUGUAUCGUGCAGAACGAUCCGGAGCUUCGCAGCAUCCAGAUCCAGCAGAUGUACCUCAUCUACAACCAGGCUGAGCUCACUAUUAUUGAUGGAAGUGGGAAUGACUGUAUGAACGGACUCUCUGGUGUCAGCCACCUAGAAGACAGAUGGGACAAGGAGUCAACAUACACCAUCGGCGACGUUACUCUGUCUCGCGUGCUUCAAGAGCCAAGAUACGGCCUAGAGGCGUCGCCGUGGAGAACUCGAGGCUGGACUUUUCAAGAAGAGCUAUGCUCGAGGCGAGCUGUGGUUUUCUUACCCAAUGUUGUUCUCUUCUCGUGUAUGAAGUCCUUGUGGAGGGAAGACAUCCGCCUUGAGGGUGAAAUUGGACCCAAACCAUCGGGUUACCUCAACUCACUUCCAGCCCCCACAGGCCAACUACUGUCACUCAGCGAGCGAAUCUCGGUAUUCAGGGACUUGGUCAAGCAAUUCAUCAAACGUGUGCUUACACGUAUUGAUGACAUUGAGAAUGCCUUCGCUGGCAUCGCCGGCAUGUUGGAGUAUGCAACUGGGCCUCUUUACCACGGCAUCCCGGAGAAGGACUUUGUCUAUGUCAUCGACGGCUGCUGGUUCUGGAACAUGGGUGUCCGACCACGCCUAGGUUUCUCGUCGUGGUCGUGGACUGGCUGGAUUUAUGCUGCGGAGCAGGCCGACACUGGAAUUGCGCCGCUGCCCAAUCUUGGCACCACGGUUGGUCUAAUUCAAUUUUACGUCCUCGAACAUGAAGCAGUGCGGUCCCUAUGGUCGGAAGGUUCACCUAAUCUACCUACCACAGAAGACCUCAGGGAUCAUUUCGAGCCUAACGAGGCUCAGGUGCAGCAUUGGUGGAGCGAACAUGGUGUCCAGGAAGUUCCUUCAAGAGGCCUGAUCGGCUUCUUCACCAGCCUACUGCACCUCCGUGUUCGCGCGCCGCGUGGCUUGGGCGCGGGCCAAUACCGAGAGUUCAGCGUGUGCAGUCCCAUCACUGGAGCUGUUCUCACCAGCUUGACUCUACCAGAGGACUUUCUUCGAGACAGAGACGCAUUGCAACCGUUUAUCGCCAUCGCUUAUUCAGCCGUGGAUCGGUCGUUCAGGAUCAUGCUAGUGGAAUUCAAUGAUGGAAUCUGCACCAAAGUAAACGUUACGGCUCCAAGGCGGAGAAUUCAUGAGGAAAUUUGGUGGAGUCUCGGACCCGAGAGAAGAUUGAUCAUUAUGAACUAG